GAGUGCGCGCGCGCUGCUGGGAUCUGACAGCACGCCGGGGCUGCGUUUCCUGAGAAAAAGCUGCGCUCUCUCUCAGUUUCCUGCCCGUCUUAUUGCCGCUCUCAUUGUCUUUGUCGACAGUGAUAAAGAGAGCAGUUCAGACAGGGGCCUGUGUUUUGGAAUAAGAAAAGCAUUGCUGUUUUCUGACUUUGAGGGAAGAAAGAAGGGACUCCUCUGGAAUUUCCUAAGGAAUUUAAUCGGACAGCCCCGGUUACCGGGGCUUUGCAUUCCGCGCCUGGGUUUAUAAUGUGACCAACUAUUCCACACUAGGGGAAUUCUGAGGAGUUCUGUUCUUUCAUCACUCGGGUCCGAGGCAGCAAUCGCAGCUGAUUAUUCCAAACGGGUGGGGGCAAACGGGGGGCAUUGGCUUCACUGGUGUGUCGGCGAGGUGAACCUGCGGCGUUAAGCAGCAUGUUGGCACCUGCAUGAACCCAACACCGGAGCCUCAGUUCUUUGUUCUCUUUCCUGAGACGUCAACCACAGGAUGAGGCCUGCGGCAGGUCUCAGGAGAGAGAAUGUUCCAUGACUUUCACACCUUCGACCUCAAGCUCUUGAACUCUUGGAAAGGUUGCUUGAGUGCUGAAAGGCUGUGAAUACCCUGCAUCUGAGAAAUCAGACCAGACUGACUCACAGGGCUCUGUGAGCCAGUGCCACUGAGGCUGCCAAAGCAUGCUGGUGCCAAGCUGUCCCACCAUGCACAGAGCCAGACCCACGCUGCUGCUGCCGCUGCUGCUUGUCCUGGGUCUGCUCCUCCACCUCGCCGACGCUCAAACACCACCAAAGUUUUUAAGAACCCCCAAUGACCAAACAGGCGUGCAGGGAGGCGUGGCAUCCUUCAUCUGCCAAGCGACAGGAGAUCCACGGCCGAAGAUCGUGUGGAACAAGAAGGGGAAGAAAGUCAGCAACCAGAGAUUUGAGGUAGUGAUAGAGUUCGACGACGGCUCUGGCUCAGUGCUAAGAAUUCAGCCAUUGCGCACGCCACGAGACGAAGCCAUAUAUGAAUGCGUCGCCUCCAACAGUGUUGGAGAGACGAGCGCUACCACCAGACUCACUGUUUUACGUGAGGACCAGCUGCCCAUUGGUUUCCCCACCAUAGACAUGGGCCCGCAGCUGAAAGUGGUGGAGCGAACGCGCACUGCCACCAUGCUCUGUGCUGCCAGCGGCAAGCCCGACCCCGACAUCUCCUGGUUCAAAGACUUCCUCCCCGUCAACACCACCAACAACAACGGACGCAUUAAGCAGCUCAGAUCAGAAUCCUUUGGUGGUACACCAAUAAGAGGAGCCCUCCAGAUAGAGCAGAGCGAAGAGUCUGACCAGGGGAAGUAUGAAUGCGUGGCGACCAACAACGAUGGGACGCGCUACUCCGCCCCGGCGAAUCUCUACGUCAGAGAGCUGCGAGAAGUACGUCGGGUGCCACCUCGGUUCUCCAUUCCACCUACAGACAAUGAGAUCAUGCCAGGCGGCAGUGUCAAUAUCACGUGCGUGGCGGUGGGCUCCCCCAUGCCAUAUGUCAAGUGGAUGCUGGGCGCCGAAGAUCUCACCCCGGAGGACGACAUGCCCAUUGGAAGAAACGUCUUGGAGCUCACAGACGUCCGGCAGUCGGCCAACUACACCUGCGUGGCCAUGUCAACCCUUGGGGUGAUAGAGGCUGUGGCUCAGAUAACAGUGAAAGCAUUGCCCAAAGCUCCUGGCGUUCCUGUAGUGACAGAGCGCACUGCCACCAGCAUAACACUGACUUGGGACUCUGGUAACCCGGAACCAGUGUCCUACUAUAUCAUCCAACACAAGUCCAAGUAUUCGGAGGACUUGUACAAGGAGAUCGACGGCGUAGCCACCACCCGCUACAGCGUCGGGGGCCUCAGCCCAUACUCUGACUACGAGUUCCGGGUGGUGGCGGUAAACAACAUUGGACGCGGGCCACCAAGCGAGAGCAUCGAGGCCAAGACGGCCGAGCAGGCACCCAGCACAGCGCCGAGGCAGGUCCGAGGUCACAUGAUGAGCGCCACCACGGCCGUCAUACAGUGGGACGAGCCAGAGGAGGCGAACGGACAGAUAAUGGGCUACAGAGUCUAUUACACCAUGGAUUCUACCCAGUACGUCAACCUCUGGGAGAAACAGAUCGUUCGGGGCUCGAACUUUGUCACCAUCCAAGGCCUCAUCCCGAACAAGACUUACUACAUCAAGGUUUUGGCGUACACGUCAGUUGGUGAUGGACCUUUAUCUCCAGACCUUCAGAUCAUUGCCAAGACCGGAGUUCCCUCCCAACCCACCGACUUCAAAGGAGAGGCGAAGUCAGAAACAAGCAUUUUACUUUCAUGGAUCGCGCCUGCACAGACGGGACAAGAAAACCAAGUCACAGGAUAUGAACUUAUGUACAGAAAAAGAGAUGACAGGGAGGAGAAACGUAUCAGCUUCGAGCCGACGACGACAUACCUGCUGAAAGACUUGAAGCCCUUCACUACUUACACUUUUCGACUGGCUGCCCGUAGCAAACACGGAGUCGGAGCUUACACCAGUGAGAUCUCGGCAGAAACUCCACAGACACAACCCUCGGGCCCGCCUCAGGAAAUCAAGUGCUCUAGCCCCACCUCCACCACCAUCCUGGUAAGUUGGCGGCCCCCACCAGUGGAGUUACAAAACGGGAUCAUAACGCAGUACGCCAUCCACUAUGCUGCCACUGAAGGCGAGGACACUGCUGCUCGGCAAAUCACCAACAUCUCCCCGGAAAACACGGAAUACCUUUUGGAAAACUUGGAAAAAUGGACAGAGUACAGUGUGAUGGUCAGUGCUCACACGGAUGUUGGAGCAGGACCGGAGAGCCUGCCGCAGCUCAUCCGCACAGAGGAGGAUGUUCCUAGCGGGCCACCUCGUAAAGUUGAGGUGGAGGCUGUCAACUCCUCAUCAAUUAAAGUGAUCUGGCGCUCACCGAUGCCCACCAAGCAGCACGGUCAGAUCCGAGGGUACCAGGUGCACUAUGUCAGGAUGGUUAAUGGGGAGCCCACGGGACAGCCAGUCAUCAAGGACAUCCUGAUUGAUGAUGCCCAGUGGGAAUAUGAUGAUUCAACCGAACAUGAAAUGAUCAUCACAGAGCUGCAGGCUGAGACCACCUACUCGGUUACCGUGGCAGCCUACACGACAAAGGGCGACGGCGCACGCAGCAAGCCCAAACUGAUCACCACCACUGGCGCAGUUCCCGAUAAGCCUCGUCUGAUGGUUAGUCCGACCAACAUGGGCACCGCUCUUCUCCAGUGGCAUCCCCCAGCAGUAACCCACGGACCCCUGCAAGGCUACCGCCUCCGCUUUGGCCGCAAAGAUGUGGAUCCCCUGACCGUCAUUGAGUUCCCCGAGCGAGAGAACCACUACACAACCAAAGAGAUCCAUAAGGGAGCCUCAUACACGUUCCGUCUUUCGGCGCGCAACAAGGUGGGCUUCGGCGAAGAGACGGUCAAGGAAGUGACCACAAACGAGGAAGUUCCCAGCGGCUACCCUCAGAGCAUUACGGCCGAGGGCGCCACCACCUCCACCAUUCAGGUCAGCUGGCAGCCUGUACUGCUGGCAGAGCGAAACGGCCAAAUAGUGAAAUACGCUCUGCAGUAUAAGGACAUCAACAGUCCACGCAGCCCCUCAGAACUCUUCAUCACGGCCCCGGAAUCAACAGUCGUCCUGGACGGCCUUAGGGCCGAUACCACUUAUGAUAUUAAAAUGUGUGCCUUCACCAGCCAGGGCUCAGGCCCCUAUAGCCCAAGUGUUCAGUUCAGGACACAGCCUGUGGAUCAAGCAGUGUUUGCAAAAAAUUUUCAUGUGAAAGCUGCCAUGAAGUCAUCCGUGCUGCUGACGUGGGAAAUCCCGGAAACUUACAACCCUGCACAGCCCUUCACUAUCCUCUACGACAACGGACAGAGCGUGGAAGUGGACGGGAAGCUAACGCAGAAGCUAAUCACAGGUCUACAACCUGGGACCCAGUACUCCUUCCUCUUGACCAAUCGCGGUAACAGUGCCGGAGGUCUUCAGCACCGCGUGUCCACGACGACGGCCCCGGACAUCCUGCGCACCAAACCGUACCUGAUUGGCAAGACCAACUCGGACGGCAUGGUGACCGUCGAGCUGCCAACAGUGGAGACACCCGAGAGAGUACGGGGAUAUUAUAUUGUGGUUGUCCCUCUGAAAAAGCAGCGCACGGGCAAGUUUUUCAAACCCUGGGACAACCCUGAUGAGAUGAAUCUGGAGGAGCUGCUGAAGGAGAUAAACCGAACGAGCAGAGGCCUUCGGUUCCAGAGGCAGGCGGAACCCAAACCCUAUAUCGCUGCUUACUUCAAAGACCUGCGCAAAGAGUUCACCCUGGGAGAUGGCAAGAUCUAUGGGGACUUUGAAAACAAGCAACUCCAGAACGGCCAGGAAUACAUCUUCUUUGUGCUGGCUGUCCUGGAGAUGUCUGAAAAUAUCAUGUAUGCCACCAGUCCGUACUCCGACCCGGUCGUUUCGGCCGACAUCGAUCCCCAGCCAAUCAUCGACGAGGAGGAAGGCCUGAUCUGGGUGGUGGGCCCCGUGCUCGCCGUCGUCUUCAUCAUAUGCAUCGUCAUCGCUAUCCUUCUGUACAAGAGCAAACCUGACAGAAAAAGAGCAGAAUCUGAAGCUAGGAAAGGUAGUCUCCCCAACAGUAAGGAGAUGCCGCUCCAUCACCCCACCGACCCCGUCGAGCUGCGCCGUCUCAACUUCCAGACACCCGGUAUGGCGAGUCACCCUCCCAUCCCCAUCAUGGACUUGGCGGAUCAUCUGGAGCGCCUGAAAGCCAACGACAACCUCAAGUUUUCGCAGGAGUACGAGUCCAUCGACCCUGGUCAGCAGUUCACAUGGGAGCACUCCAACCUGGAGGUGAACAAACCAAAGAACAGAUAUGCCAACGUGAUUGCCUACGACCACUCCAGAGUCCUCCUCUCCGCUAUCGACGGCAUCCCUGGAAGCGACUACAUCAACGCCAACUACAUAGAUGGCUACAGGAAGCAGAACGCCUACAUCGCCACGCAAGGAUCUCUGCCAGAGACGUUUGGAGAGUUCUGGAGGAUGAUCUGGGAGCAGAGGAGCGCCAUCAUUGUCAUGAUGACCAAACUGGAGGAGCGGUCCAGAGUGAAAUGUGAUCAGUACUGGCCUACGAGAGGGACGGAGACUUACGGCCUCAUCCAGGUGACACUGCUGGACACAGUGGAGCUGGCCACGUACUGCGUCAGGACGUUCGCACUUUUUAAAAACGGCUCCAGCGAGAAACGAGAGGUGAGGCAGUUCCAGUUCACAGCGUGGCCGGACCACGGGGUACCCGAGCACCCCACCCCGUUCCUGGCCUUCCUCAGACGGGUCAAGGCCUGCAAUCCUCCAGACGCAGGACCCAUGGUGGUGCACUGCAGUGCUGGGGUGGGACGCACGGGCUGCUUCAUCGUGAUUGACGCCAUGCUGGAGCGGAUCAAGCACGAGAAGACGGCCGACAUCUACGGGCACGUGACGCUAAUGCGUGCCCAGCGCAACUACAUGGUGCAGACGGAGGACCAGUACGUCUUCAUACACGACGCGCUCCUGGAGGCCGUCAACUGCGGCACCACCGAAGUGCCAGCCAGAAACCUAUACGCCUACAUCCAGAAACUGACCCAAAUAGAGGGUGGAGAGAAUGUCACGGGCAUGGAGCUUGAGUUCAAGCGUUUAGCUAACACUAAAGCCCAUACGUCACGAUUCAUCAGUGCCAAUCUCCCCUGCAACAAGUUCAAGAACCGCCUUGUUAACAUAAUGCCAUACGAGUCCACACGAGUGUGUCUUCAGCCCAUUCGAGGAGUUGAGGGCUCUGAUUACAUCAAUGCCAGUUUCAUUGAUGGAUACAGGCAACAAAAAGCUUAUAUUGCAACACAGGGACCACUGGCAGAGACCACGGAGGACUUCUGGAGAAUGCUCUGGGAGCAUAACUCCACUAUUGUCGUGAUGCUCACCAAGCUCAGAGAAAUGGGCAGGGAAAAAUGCCACCAGUACUGGCCUGCAGAGAGGUCGGCCAGAUACCAGUACUUUGUGGUGGACCCCAUGGCCGAGUAUAACAUGCCCCAGUAUAUCCUGCGCGAGUUCAAAGUGACUGACGCCAGGGACGGACAGUCACGGACAGUAAGGCAGUUUCAGUUCACGGACUGGCCUGAGCAAGGAGUGCCAAAAUCAGGAGAGGGUUUCAUCGACUUCAUCGGCCAAGUUCAUAAAACAAAAGAGCAGUUCGGCCAAGAUGGUCCGAUCUCGGUCCAUUGUAGCGCGGGUGUUGGCAGAACUGGCGUUUUCAUCACCCUCAGCAUCGUCUUGGAACGAAUGAGAUACGAAGGCGUAGUAGACAUCUUUCAGACAGUGAAAAUGUUACGGACACAAAGACCGGCGAUGGUGCAGACAGAGGAUCAAUACCAGUUCUGCUACAGAGCUGGCUUGGAGUACUUGGGAAGCUUUGAUCACUAUGCAACGUAAAAGACCCAGUAUUGGAAGAUAAAAGCAGAGGGCCGUUUGGAAAAAGAAAUCCCAGUGAGCCUCUCUUCUGAGCCAUAAAUUCCUGCUUGAGAAAGUACUCCUUAACUCCUUGCUAACAACUCAUUAAGUGUUGGAUGUGUGACAUGACUCGUCAAAAAAUGAAAAAGAUGAUUCCCGGAGGACCAAGUAUUUCCCAACCCCAAUGAAACCUUGCCUUGACGCAAAGCGCGAGGGAAUCCUGACUGUUGAAGCAUCGUACGGAAUUACGUUUUCUUCUGCUUCAAGGAUUCAUUUUUUUGGGGCUCAUAAAACUGAAUGAAAACCAACACAACAAAAAAAAGUAAAUGAACAAUAAAUGACAUCGUCUGAAAUGCAUCAGUGAUUAUGAACCAUUACGAGAGGUAUCGGAGGCACACAGAAUUGCGGGGGAAUACAAAAAAAAAUAAUAAAAGAGAGAGAAAAAAAAAAACUCAAUGCACAUUGUAAAGAAGAAAAAAAAAAUCUGUUUCACAAUCAAGUACACACAGACAACCCAUCGCAAAAGAAGAAGACAAUGCUUGGUCCACAAGAGCAGGACAGACUUAAAGUAAUAAUGAAUAAAUACCCCUUCUGUCACAAUGUCCAUCAUCUAAAUUUUGGGGGGAAAAGGGGAGAGUUCAAAUGAUCUAUUAAAUAAAUGAAAAUUAUUGAUUUAGUUUUUUAGUACUUUAUUAUACAGCUGAUGUGCUUUUUUUGAACUGUGUGAAUUUCCUUUUUUUACACAAACUUAUCGCUUGGGAAAAAAGUGAUAAAAUGUAUUUACGUAAAUGUUCCUUUUUUUUUUAAAGAAAAAAAAAGCUGUAGAACUGUUCUAACGUAUGUACUAUUUUGCAGAGAAACUUCUUAAUUUCAUUUAAUUUCAUUUUUUUUUCCCCCUCUCAUUUUGUUGCAGUCUGUGCACAGAACAGAAUCCACACUACCAAAAUGUUCACCAGAAAUAUUUUUGCUUUAGAUUUUUUUUUUUUUUUUUCCCCUUUUGUUUCUGUCCAUGACCACACACACGGUAACCUAAUUACUCCCGUAAGAUAAAACUGGGGCUUUGUGGAAUCAACAGGGAUGAGCAAAGUAUGAAGUUUGCUGCUACCGAUUAUCUUAGUUCUUCCAUGUUACUAUGAUGAUAAGAAAGAACCUGAUGAAUUAGUAAGAUAUAUGAAUAUAUAUACAUAUAUAGAUACAUAUAUAAAGGUACAUAUUGUUAAAUAUUGUGAAAUAUAUAUUGAAGUAUACAUUCAACAUUCUAAAUAUAUUGAUAACAUGCAGAAUUUAUAAAGGAGAAAUGAAACAUGGUUUGUCUAUGAAAGCUUUCAAAAUUCAGAGUUGUGUGCUAUAUGGGGGAAAUGAAGAGAUUUUUCACUGGAAUGCACAUCAGUAGGACAAAACUGUAUCCUGAUUCAGUGCAUCUUUUCUUGUGCAAUAAAUAUGUGUGUUUUUAGAUAGGGUUUUUUUAUGUGGAUAUGUUAUUCAUCCGUGACGCUGCCGUCGUCUCCCCGCCCCUUCGCUCCCUCCUCCGCCCACCGAGCGAGGUGGGGAGAGUGUUGGCGAGGCGGCGGUGGUGGGGGUUUCACACGUCAGUCAAAGCAACUCUGGUGCCCCACUCGAUUCCCCCCCCCCCCCCUCGCCCAUUUGUGUUUUUAUUUUUUUUCUUUAAACUCACACGCAGUCUGUAAUUAGGAGGCAGAGGAGUCACGCAGCCGCACUCACCGCUCCACGCAAUAGGGCAAAGGUACAAAGACGUCACUUAACUUGUGGUUCUUUGAAGGGUUCAGUGGUAAA
Molecule: messenger RNA, 8328 nt
Organism: Salarias fasciatus (jewelled blenny)
Lineage: Eukaryota; Metazoa; Chordata; Actinopteri; Blenniiformes; Blenniidae
Product: receptor-type tyrosine-protein phosphatase delta
Exons: 45
Coding region: 709-6516 (1935 amino acids)
Biological process (GO): protein dephosphorylation
Molecular function (GO): protein tyrosine phosphatase activity; protein binding
Source: RefSeq, a predicted model, not a curated record